AUGGCAAACAGUGGUGCUGAACACCAGGAACACUUUUUCAAGAAAGUUUCCAACUUGCCUGUCAUGGAGACUGCCCUCAACCAGCUGAACUUUCUCUACCUGAAAACCAAAGAGAAGAAUCGUUUCCUGGAGAUGGCCAUGAACGCCACAGAGUUUGGGGCUCAGGUGGCCUACAACACUGCUGCCCCGGUCGUUGGAAAAUUUGAUAAACAGAUUGAGGCACUGAAUGACUUGGCUUGUAAUCAGUUGAAUAAGUUGGAAGAAAAAUAUCCAAUCAUCACAAAGCCUGCCGAAGAGGUUGUCAAAGCCACUAAAGAUUAUGGAUACAGUUUUGUUAAUCCAGUGCUUUCCAACAUCAAGUCAAUCCAGAACACGGCUAACCAGAUGACAUCAUUUGGGAGCAAGAAAGUAACCGACAAAGCUGCCAACAUCCGGAAUGUAGCAGACGCAGAAAAAAUUCUGCUGACUGAAAAGCUGAAGGAGGGGAAACAGAAAGUGGAUGAAGUUGUAGUAGCUGGUGUUGAAAAGGUGCAAAAUGAUGCCAUGACUUACACUGGUAAUGUUAUGAGCUGCAUCAACGCCACUGCAGUGUAUGGCAUUGAUAAGUUGUCCAAGACCUACCUUGGCAAGAUGGUGGUGUCAAGUGUUGACCUGGGAUUGGACAAAGCUGAUUUGUACCUGGAUUACUACUGCCCCCCUGAUGAGACUGAGAGAAGAUUUUCACCCAUUGAAAAUUUAGAAGGCGUGGUCAACAAGGCUCUUAAUAUAACCACCAAGGCCAGAAGACGUCUGCGCGGAAAGGUCGAGGAGAAAAUUGGGUCAGUUCAGAAGAAAUCUAGGUCAUUGAGAGAUGGAUGUGUAGAAAAGAUCAGAGAUAUAAAAACCAGUGCAGUUGAGAACCCGAGGGAGUUGAUUGACAGUGCAGCGGUGGUUUCAAAAAGCACAGUAGAGACUGCAAAAAAUAUCAUUGGAGACAUCGCAAGCAGAACCAAAAAUGUCGUUUCAAAUGGUGUUGGUCUGGCUGCGCUGCCAAUGCAUAUAACUCUCGAUGUUAUGGAUGAUGUUUUAAAUAGAUGGUCGGCGUAUUACAAAGCAGCUGAUGGUGAAGACGACGAGGGUGUUGAUAGAGAGAAAGUGAAAAAUAUGGUCAGACUGGAUCGAAAAUUCUGGAAUGUCAGUAAGAAAGUGAACAGUACCUCCGUUCAGCUGGUGUCUUACAUGAUUCACCUUCCAAAGAACAAAUACACAGCGGCAAAGAACAAAAUUUUAUUCGUUUGGUCGGAGAUAAAUCUCUCAGAUGAAGAGAUACUGAAAAGAAUGAAAGAGGAGAGUAAAAAAAGAGAUAAUGAUGUGAGAGAGGGUGGUGGAAUGCUGGAGGAACAAGAUACGUACGAAAGAAAAUUUGUGGCCACAACUAGACACGCCUUACAGCAAGCUAAGUGGCUGAGUGACCCGAUUUUUCACGUUCUACAGCUGACUAAUCAUCAGUUUUUUCUGCUGCUUGACCUGAUUAAACAUAAUUUUAUUACCGAGAAAAUCGUGGAAAAUCCACUUUUAAACUUUUCUGUCGGUGGCGGGCCAGUCUCGAUGUUUUCACAGCAGGCUUCAACAGCUGCUGGUGGCUUUCAGCAGCUGACAGCUGAUCUUUUCAACAAUCUAUUCGUCACUGAUGUGAGAGAUCUUUAA
Messenger RNA from Helobdella robusta, 1686 nucleotides. RefSeq lists its product as hypothetical. Gene Ontology annotation, biological process: lipid storage; positive regulation of triglyceride storage. NCBI's taxonomy places the organism in Eukaryota, Metazoa, Annelida, Clitellata, Rhynchobdellida, Glossiphoniidae. Bases 1 to 1686 code for a protein of 561 amino acids. Gene Ontology annotation, cellular component: cytosol; lipid droplet. The transcript is spliced from 9 exons. The record is from RefSeq and is a predicted model, not a curated record.